This is a messenger RNA of Fonsecaea nubica, 1782 nucleotides long. RefSeq lists its product as hypothetical. Lineage: Eukaryota; Fungi; Ascomycota; Eurotiomycetes; Chaetothyriales; Herpotrichiellaceae. Gene Ontology annotation, molecular function: N,N-dimethylaniline monooxygenase activity; flavin adenine dinucleotide binding; NADP binding. The transcript is spliced from 7 exons. Bases 1 to 1782 code for a protein of 593 amino acids. The record is from RefSeq and is a predicted model, not a curated record.
AUGGCGCCAUUUGAAUCCCCCAGCAGUUCAGAGGCAGCACCGCACGGCGUGGCUGCAGUCGCGAAAGCUAGUCCACUGGACAAAAUUCCAUUCCAAGACUAUCCCAGCCUCUAUGGCUGGCCUACAACCAAUGAACAUGGCUACACCAUCAACGAGGCUCCGUCGGGAGUCUAUCGUCCUCUGAGAGUCGUUGUGAUGGGAGCUGGAGCAUCCGGCAUCAACUUCGCCAAAUGGGCCGAGUCGGAGCUCACAAAUGUCAGUUUCCAGCUAUAUGAGAAGAACCAUGACGUUGCAGGCACGUGGCUGGAGAAUAGAUACCCUGUGACAUACCAAUUCACCUGGAAGCCACACAUCUGGAGCAAAUAUUACUCCGAGUCCAAAGAAAUCUUCGACUACUUCAAAGGUAUCGUCGAAGAAUACAACCUGGGCCGGUAUAUCAAGCUCAGUCACUCCGUCAAGCACGCGGAGUGGGAUGAGAAGACAGGAAAAUGGCACAUUCGAGUAGAGGACACGGUAAAUGGAACUGAAUUUGUCGACGAAUGCGAUGUCUUCAUCAAUGGAGGAGGUCCGCUGAACUACUGGGAAUGGCCCAAGAUCGAUGGGCUGAGAUCGUUCAAAGGGACCUUGGUCCACUCCGCAGCUUAUCCCGAAGGACUUGAUGUGGCGGGGAAAAAGGUCGCGGUGGUCGGAAUCGGCUCCAGUGGCAUGCAGAUAACUGCGACUAUUUCCAGCCAGGUCUCGCAGCUGUAUACCUGGAUCAGAACCCCGACAUGGGUCUUGGGCUCGUUUGCUGCAAAGUACUUGAAAGGCGACAGCCCCAAUCCUGCUUAUACUCCCGAAGAGAAAAGGGUCUUUAGCGAGGACCCCCUCACGUAUCUCAAAUAUCGAAAGAACGUCGAGGCUAAUAUCAACCAAGGCUUCGGUGCUUUCUAUCAAAACACGCCCGAGGCUCUGGCUGCGAAGAAGGUCGCGACGGCUUUGAUGAAAGAAAAGCUCGCCGGAAACGAACGCUUAGCAGAAGCAUUAAUACCAAAGGACUUUCCUGUGGGAUGUAAAAGGCCAACGCCAGGCAAUGGAUUUCUCGAGGCGCUACUUGCGGAUAACACCACAGUGUUCACAGAAGCGGGCUUAGAGAAAAUUACCGAGAGAGGUUUCAUCGACCCCCAGGGUAACGAGGUCGAGGUUGACAUCAUCAUCCUCGCCACGGGGUUCAACACGACCUGGAUACCUAGGUUCCCGAUCAUCGCGAACGGCCAGAAUUUACAGGAUAUAUACCGACAAAAUCCUCUUUCGUACCUCGGGCUCGCCGCACCCUCGAUUCCGAACUACUUUACCUACUACGGACCGUACGGGCCACUGGGGCAGGCAAGCGCACUGGUCAUGAUUGAGUUCUUCACGAAAUAUUUCUUCAAAAUGAUCAAGAAAAUCCAGCUGGAGGACAUCAAGAGCGUGACCCCUCGGGCGGAGGUAGCUCGACAGUUCCAGGAACAUGCGGAUCUAUACCUCCAAAGGACCGUCUGGGCGACAGGAUGCCGUAGCUGGUGGAAGGGCGGUACCAAGGACGGAAGGAUCAUGCUCUAUCCGGGGUCCAGAAAUCAGUACAUGAAAUUGAUCGACAACCCUCGGUAUGAAGACUAUGACUAUAAAUUCCAUAGCAAGAACAUGUGGUGUUGGCUCGGGAAUGGAUUCGAUGCGCUAGACUUCGACGGGAGGGAUAUUACCUGGUACAUGGGACAUGUCGAUGGCAAGGACGUGCAAGAGGAAUAUGAUAUCAGCAUCUGA